Molecule: messenger RNA, 1642 nt
Organism: Austrofundulus limnaeus
Lineage: Eukaryota; Metazoa; Chordata; Actinopteri; Cyprinodontiformes; Rivulidae
Gene: abcg2d
Product: ATP binding cassette subfamily G member 2 (JR blood group)
Cellular component (GO): membrane
Molecular function (GO): ATP binding; ABC-type transporter activity; ATP hydrolysis activity
Source: RefSeq, a predicted model, not a curated record
UUUAAUGCCAGUAAAUUUUAUGAUUGGUGUUCACUGAUGUCCUUUAGUUUAUUUCAGUCAUCAAAAGAGUGUUUGGUUGUAUUGUGGCAGGAAUGAACAGAAUAUUCCCACAGAAUGGCUGAACUAUUCCUUUAAAGGGAGCUCUGCUCUUUAUCAGAGUUUUUUUCAGUGUAACCCCUCCUAGUGUGGAGAAACCAUAUGUAAAUCCUGAAUCGGGCAGGUUUUAGUGUAAAAUCACCAAAUGUAAUUCUGCGUAACUCUGCUGCCGGCCUUGUGUUCACGUCCCCAUGAGAGGACAGUAAAGGGUUACUCCUCUGUGCAGUUUGUUGGGGGGGUCACAGUUAAAACUAUCUGUCCCUCAACAACCAGUGGGAUUCAGCACCGAUCAUCAGAUCUGUUCCAGCUGCCUUUUUGUCAUUUUGUUGAGCGGGUUCUAUAGCCGUGUGGUUUGAUGGAGGGGGCCGGUCACAUCAACAUCGCCAUGAUAGAAGACAUCGGCUCCAACGGGACGGCCGGGUCCAGAACCCGGACCACCUUGGACUGGAGCAGGCAGACUUGUGGUUCCACUGUGAGCUUCCACAACAUCCAUUACAAAGUCCGUCUGCAGAGCGGUUUACUCUGCAGCAGGAAAAUCAGCUCCAGAGAAAUACUGCUGGACCUGAAUGGGAUUAUGCAACCUGGUUUGAACGCUGUUCUCGGACCGACUGGUAGUGGAAAAUCUUCGUUCUUGGAUAUUUUGGCUGCGAGGAAAGAACCUAUGGGUCUCUCAGGGGAAGUUCUUAUUGAUGGAGCCCCUCAGCCUCCAAACUUCAAAUGCCUCUCUGGCUACGUGGUCCAGGACGACGUGGUUACGGGCACGUUGACCGUGAGGCAGAAUCUCAGUUUUUCUGCUGCGCUUCGGCUCCCAAGUUCUGUGCCUCAGAGUGAGAAAGAGGCUCGAGUUAAUCACCUCAUCGAAGAGCUGGGUCUCACUGAAGUGGCUGACUCAAAGGUGGGCACACAUAUGACCCGGGGGAUCUCAGGAGGAGAAAGGAAAAGAACAAACAUCGGUAUGGAGCUGAUUAUUGAUCCUGCAGUCUUGUUUCUGGACGAGCCAACCACAGGCCUGGAUGCUAGCACCGCUAACUCUGUUCUGCUCCUGCUGAAAAGGAUGGCUGGUCAGGGAAGGACCAUAAUCCUGUCCAUCCACCAACCUCGCUACUCCAUCUACAGACUGUUCGACACUCUGACCCUGCUGGUUAAUGGCAAAAUGGUGUAUCAUGGACCAGCGCCAAAUGCUUUGGACUACUUUGCCAACAUUGGCUAUCCAUGUGAGCCUCACAACAACCCAGCUGACUUCUUUCUUGAUGUUCUAAAUGGAGACUUCACUGAACCAGUCCACACUGCUGCAGAUUUGGACUUUGAGGAGCCGGGCACCACCAGACAGAGCAUUGAGGAGCACCUUGUGGGAGAGUACAGAAACAGCAGCUAUUUUAUAGGCACACAAGCCGAGUUAAAACGCAUUGUGCAGAAUAAGGACUUUAUAUCCCAAGUGAAGUCCCGCACCAUCACCUACAACACCUCCUUCUUCCACCAGCUCCGAUGGGUCUUCCAGAGAACCUUUCAGAACCUCAUGUUGAACCCUCAAACAUCUGUGGCUCAG